Messenger RNA from Zerene cesonia (dogface butterfly), 6891 nucleotides. RefSeq names its product circadian locomoter output cycles protein kaput (gene Clk). The transcript is spliced from 13 exons. Gene Ontology annotation, molecular function: RNA polymerase II cis-regulatory region sequence-specific DNA binding; DNA-binding transcription factor activity, RNA polymerase II-specific; protein dimerization activity. Gene Ontology annotation, cellular component: cytoplasm; CLOCK-BMAL transcription complex; nucleus. Lineage: Eukaryota; Metazoa; Arthropoda; Insecta; Lepidoptera; Pieridae. Gene Ontology annotation, biological process: circadian regulation of gene expression; regulation of transcription by RNA polymerase II. The record is from RefSeq and is a predicted model, not a curated record. The coding region runs from base 377 to 2290 and encodes 637 amino acids.
AUAUUUUUAGGCCUGUGAUUAUUGAUUGCGUGUAUCUGAUCGGAAUACAGCUCAAAAUCGAGUUAAAAAAAAUCUGAAAUUUUCCGUAGGCGUGAAGUGCAGACAUAUUAGAUUCAAUUGCAAAUAUUAUACUGAAAAUUGUAUCAUACCAAAUCUUUUAUCGGGGCAUAAAUCUGUUUCGUUAUUUAUACAGUGAAAUGGCUAAUCUGUGCAAAUAUUAUAUGUUGUUUACAAAUUCCCGUAAAAUCUUCCUGAACACAUAAUUUCUUCAGUAAAUUCAUCCCUUGGAAACCGAUUACAAUGGCUUGCUAAAAUAUUGUUUAAGUGCAAUGUGCUAAAUUUGGAUAUUAUAGUACUGUUCAUAUAAAUCAUCACCAUGGACGACGACGGAGACGAUAAAGAUGAUACCAAAAGGAGGACCCGUAACUUGAGUGAAAAGAAACGUCGAGAUCAAUUCAACAUGCUUGUGAAUGAGCUAGGUGCAAUGGUGUCGACGAAUAAUAGAAAAAUGGACAAGUCAACUGUUCUAAAAUCCACAAUUUCAUUUUUAAAAAACCAUAAUGAAAUAACCGUAAGGUCUCGCGCUCAUGAUGUCCAAGAGGAUUGGAAACCUGCAUUUUUAUCAAAUGAGGAAUUCACAUAUCUUGUGCUGGAAGCCUUGGAGGGCUUUGUUAUGGUUUUCUCCGCAACUGGACGAAUAUACUAUGUAUCUGAAGGAAUAACUUCAUUACUUGGUCAUAAUCCGAGUGAUAUUCUGAAUACUACAAUAUUUGAUCUAACAUAUGAAGAUGACCGACCAAAUUUGUUCAAUCUUCUACAGAAUUCAGGGCCGGCUUUGGAUCCAAAUCAGCCAAUAACAGUUGAGAAUGAGAUCAAGUUCCAAUGCCAUUUACAACGUGGCACAUUGGAUUUCCGGGAUGAGAUUACAUAUGAGCUUGUCGAGUUCAACGGUCAUUUUCGUGCCAAUAUGAAGCAAAUAGAUGGCGACGACAUAUACCAACUGGAUCCAGACUCUAGAUUGCUGUUCGUAUGUACGGGGAGGUUAUGCACACCUCAAUUGAUCCGCGAUGUGUCAUUAGUUGACUCCAGCCGCAACGAGUUUACUUCGCGGCACAGCCUUGAAUGGAAGUUCCUGUUCCUAGACCAUCGCGCUCCGCCCAUCAUUGGCUAUUUACCGUUCGAGGUGCUGGGCACUUCGGGCUACGAUUAUUACCAUUUUGAUGAUUUGGAGAAGGUUGUCUCCUGCCAUGAAGCUUUAAUGCAAAAGGGCGAGUUGACGUCGUGCUACUACCGAUUCCUGACCAAGGGCCAGCAGUGGAUCUGGCUCCAGACACGGUUCUACAUUACAUAUCAUCAGUGGAAUUCUAAGCCAGAAUUCGUUAUGUGUACGCAUCGAGUUGUGAGUUAUGCUGACAUACAAAAGAGCACAAAGCAAGAAAUAACAGACAUGGAAAUUGCGGAACAACCGGAUACCAACCAAUCAGUCCUGAAAGAGGCGCCAGAAGACACCAUGGUGGCUAUGUCACCAUCCUAUAUGUCGGAGACGAGCGACGCUUAUGGAAACUCCUACCAUUCACUAUCACAGCCGGCGUCAGUGAAGUCGGCGUCGGCCGGCAGCACGAGCGGCACGGGCGCGCUGGCGGGCGGCGCGCUCACGGCGAGCACGUCGUGGUCGCGCGCGUCGCACACGCGCUACUCGGCCGGCUACGAGAACAGCAUGGUGUCGGCCGACUCGCGCUCCUCGCAGCGGUCCAGCUCGCGAGACCAGAGCAAGGAGGUACCCAGCCGGAUGGAGGCCCGCGAGGGCGACUUCCACGGGCGGCCGAUGUUCGCGCAGCACAAGGCCGCGGAGCCGGCGGUGGUGCCGCAGCACGGCAUCGGCGCGCAGUACCUCGAGCCGGCGCCGUACGUGGGCGUCACGGUGCCGGGCGUGCUGCCCAUCCUGCCGCCGCUGCCGGUCAUCGUGUCCUCCGACCAGGCGCAGAUACAGUGGCCGUGGCAGGAGCAGUUGCAGCGGAAGCACGAGGAGUUGCAGCAGAUGAUCGUACGCCAGCAGGAGGAGCUGCGGCAAGUGAAGGAGCAACUGCUGCUCGCCCGUCUAGGGAUGCUCCAACCGCUGAUCAAUGUGCAAAACCCGUACGCGCCGGAAGACGGGCAGCAGAGCCAGCGCAUCCCAGCACAAAUCAUGUACGAGGGUACGCCGAGCCGCAACGUGUCUUACCCGCCGCCGCACCAGCAGCCGCCGGGCCACUUGCCCCAUCCCGGCCAGCAACAUCACCAUAAUGAAUAAUCACCAUCAUCAUCAUCAUCAUCAUCAUCAUCAUCAUCAUCAUCAUCAUCAUCAUCAUCAUCACCAUCAUCACCAUCAUCAUCAUCAUCAUCGUCGUCGUCGUCGUCGUCAAGGUCAUCAAUAUUAGCCCCUUUUCACGGUCUGGAUAGAAGGCUAAGGGCUCAUGGGAGAUAUUAAAUGAAUUAGAUUAUUUUUUGCUAUCAUUGUUAAGACGGGUGAGGUGGUUAGAUUUUUGCCUAUUGAACUGUGUACUAUUUAUUACAAACAAUGUAUGGCGUGGCAAGCGCUGUACGAAAUAGAUAAGGUCUAUACGAAGUUUUUUGUGUUCAAAUUACUUAAAAUGUUAAUAAAUUGUUUUAUACAUAUAUGAUAUAAUUUAUAUGAGAUUGUUUGGUUCGCUAGAUUAAAUAAUUAUCUAUCUUACCCGUCUUCUUGAUAUAUAAAUAAUGAGGAACAAUCUUAAAAACGGUUCUUAUGUUGUCAUAUAAUUUUAUAUGCGUUUUAUUUUCGAGCAAAUGCUUAAACUUUUUAUAAUUUAUCUCUUUAGCCUUAUUACGGUUAUUGUUUCGAUGUCUAUUUUGUUUCUAUAUUUUAAACAUCUCUUUUAUUACGCAAUACUAUGAGAUUGUACUAUUUUUAUUAUAAAUUGUUUCAGCUAUAUCUUAGUGGAUCUAUGAUAUUCUAUUAUAUUAAAUCGCUGGAAAAAUUUGCAUCUUAAUCAUUGACAUGUAAACACCCAUAAUGCAUAGUCACAUACAAAAGUAACUUAAGUUAUAUAUAUAACCGUACGCGAAUUGUUUAAAAAUUGUUCUGUACAGCUGCGAGAUGACCAUUUCCCUUAACGCACCUUUCCCACUCCAUUCCUUUGUUCCAGUCGUUGAUAAUUUCCUUAUCCCUUUCCCCUUAAAUACGGGAAGCGAAUUCGCAGCGGUCCUACCUCCGGUAAAUGUUCAUGUACGGUAGUCAAAAGCUGUAUGAUUUGAGCGCACAAUUUAGAAUAUUGCGCUCAUUUUAUACAGACUUGUUUUAAAAUGUUGAAUGUGCAUCUUGAGUCUUUUUAUAUAUGUCUAUGAUCUGAAUCGGAAUUAUGUGCCAUGAUAUAUCCCAAUACAGAAUUCAUGAAAUCAAUUCAUUUAACGGUUCAUCGACAUAAUACCCGCGUAUGUCAUAAAUAUAUUAUGUUAUCAAUUUUCGAUGAUUAAAUGCACAAUCGAAUUACGUACUAGAUAUAUUAUAUAGUAUAAUAUAAUAGUUUUAAGUUUUGGCAUAAUUCUAAUAUUCGGUUAUUAAGUGUUUUGCACCAUUAGUUAUUCACAAAUUUACGAUAAAUUUUUGUGAAGAUAUAAGAACAUAUAAGAUCUAUGUUGAGAGUUUAUUUUUUUUACCCUAGACGGCUGUGCAAUUUUUUUUAAUAUAUUUUAUUUAUAUGAAAGUUACAUUAUCACCAAACCGAAUUGUUUAUUGCAUUCAAAUUAAUGUUACUUAUGUGUACAAUAAUAUAUUCCUUAUGUUCGUGUUUAUGUUAAUUUGUAAAUUAAUAAAUGAUUUAUUUUUGAAAUACAUUGCUGCAUAUUGUACAGAAAACAUAUAUUUUUGUUUAAUAUUAAGUAGAUAGUACUUUUGCUAAGCUUAUUACAUAUUAUGUAGAUGUAUUCUUAUUUUGUCAAGAGGAUAUUAUUUUUAUAAUACUAAUAAUAUGACAUCGCGUGCAAUCGUGUUACAAUAUCGUCUACUUUUCGUUUUAUUAAAGAGAAAAUUUACGUUAAACCUUAAAUAUGAAAGUUUAAUUUGCUAAAUUAUGCAAUUUGUUUGAUAAUCUUAAUGUUUAUUAUUGUUGUUGUUUUAUCUGGUUAUUGUUAUACAGAUUGUAUUUAUUUUUAGUUUGUUUUCACAAUUAUGACGACAGAUAUAUGUACCAAAGUGUAGAUUUAUCCGAAAACUACUAACGAUGUGUUCUUUUUCUUCUUGAUUUCUUACAUUUUAUUACACUUAAAUGUAAUUCGUAUGCAGUGCUAGCAAUCUUUUUGUCACAAUUUGACGAAUAUUUAUAUCUGUUUUAUAAAAUAACACUUAGGUAAUUGGACGUGAGCACUCAUGUGCUUCUUCUUUCAUCCAUUUUCAAUGAUAUUAAAUGAAUACGGAAUUCAGAGGAAAUUGUAGAAAGUUCCAUAUCUGUUUUAAGAUUUGCAGCAGCCAAAUAUGUCAGAUACGUUUUCAUGAAAAACACGACUACAUAUUUCUUUUAUAAAUAUAGAUACUAUUGAAUAAUUAACAAAAAUUAUUAUUUAGUUAGUCUUAUACAGUGGCAGGGCGUCUUUGCUUCCUUGUUAUCUCCCAGAUUGUUCUGAAAGGUAAGAUCGAGACGCAUAUAUCUUGUCUCUCUCUUGACGCAUAAAUCAUUUGAUGUUUGUCGAGUGUCGAAAAGAGACAGCGCUACAAGAAGAUCUACCAUCGAAUAGAUCUCACCUAAUGAGUAGAGUCUAUAUUAUGUGUAAGAUUACGACCAUUUCUUCAUAAUCACGCACCUUCUUGUCUGUUUUAAUAUUUUACGAUAGUUUAGGAUUAGUUUAUAAUUGUAGCAUGUCGAUGUCAUAAACAUAAGAUAUAUUUCUUACUUAAGUGAAACCCUGAUGUUUAUAUUGUAUCUCUGUCGGAGUAUACUUAAUUAUAUUAACGUACGUUCGUGUAAUUUAUAAGUGUAUGUUAAAAUAUGUAUACGAUAUAUUUUGAUAUUAAUGUAAUUAUAUAUUUGUUUACUCACUCAUUUGAUGAAUAUGAAAUAAUUUGAAAUGUCGCUAUCCAUUGAUUUAAUGUCAAUUUAGAUAUAUGAUGCGAGCGAUAGAUCUCGCGAUAUAAAAUGAAUAUUUAUUUAAACUAAGGGUGAUGGCGUUCGGAGGUGAUCAUCAUCAGUAUUUUAACAUUAAUUGAAUAAAUUGAAACGACUGAAUGCUAGGUUGUGAGGGUUUCAUUUGUGUAAGCUAGAUGUAGUUUAAAAUAAUGCCGUAGUGUUUAUGUCAUAAUCGUUUGUAAUGAAUGUGUUAAUUUUUGUACAGUGUCUUGGAAUCACUCUCUUUACUAUGAAAUCAUAACGAUAUUUGGAAAACAGGAAGAUUUAAUUGUUAUUUAUAUUCAAAUUACAAAAUAGCAUGCAUAAAAAUAUGGUACAACAUUUCUGUCAUUGAUUCAAAUUGAAUAUACACACAAUUUAUUUUGUCCCUCAUCUACCUAGAGAUUUAAUUAUUGCUUAAGAAAACAUGGUAUUCAUUAAUUCAUUAAUUUAAUUCCACUCCUUUCAACCAGGCACUGUGCAAUAAGUAGUUACUAUUUCAUGUGCAUGAAGAUGCAUAUCAGGAAUCGGUGUUGUAGAAAAUAUUUGAUGUAUAAAUAACACUUCUAUCGAUACUUAAACCACUUGCAUAGUGUUUUGUUAUUACUGGUUUCUAUAUUAUUCUAUUCUUUUAUAAAAUAAAUGUAUUGGUUGUUUGAGUUUAUUCAAUCGUAUAGGUAUACAAAAGAAUUUUUGAUUGUACGUACAGUUUAUUUCAUAUCCCAGUUGUUGCCUGUGAAGAUUUUUUUUAUAUCUGACCCCGUUGUAUCUAUCGCUUAGUAAUAUUUUAGUCUCGUUUAGUGAUACGUUAGUAUGUUCGUAUACAGUUCGAUUAUUUUUAUACUAUAUAUAUUUUAAUAUAAAAUACUAUUAAUUUUAAUGGUGCAGAUUUAUCAGAAUUAAUUUUAUAUGAUUUAAAUGUAUAUUACAUAAGUUAUCGUUCAACUUGCCAUAAUCUAACGAUUUUGUUAAGUGAAGUUAUGCCAAAUAGGUGACCAUUGAUAUUAUAAUUGUAUUAUGGUUAUGUUGUAUAUAUAGGUUUCGAUAUUUUUUCGUGUCUUACUAGAUAAAGAAAUAGUAUCAGCGAGACAGGUUAGGGUCUAUUCGUAUUAAAGAAUUUAGUUAUAUACUGCGCUCGAUGCGUAACCUGACUCUCUAAUAAAGAUAGACCCUAAAUGUCCACUUAAUUUGUUAGAAUGUCAUUCUCAAUGUAAUCGUUCAUAAGUAUAAGGAACCGGCCUCCCUUUUUUUUUGAUUCGAUGCCAAGUCUUACUGAUCCGGUUUCUAUAAACUUCUAUCGAAAAUUAACCGAUUCGCAAAAGACAUAGUUUUCAGAAAACUUUGGUAAAUAAGUGAGAAUCAAGCAUAGAAAUCGGGAACUGAUACAACCUAAGUUACCAGCAAAGUUGUUUUGAACUUGUCGGUUAACAAUUGUAAAUUAGCAUUUUUGCUGUAGGUACAGUAUAUGUUUCAUGAUUUAUUAGAAAGUGUAUUAGGAGACUGCUUUACCUUGCUGCUACAUUAUUAUUCUCCUACAAACGGGGUUUUGUGUCAGGUUUCUCGUGUGACUGUAAUGCUAUUUUAAAUUAUAUUUAUAAAUGUGACUAUUACGAUGUUUAGUAAAACAAUAGAGUAUUGUCUCAAUUACAACACGUGCCUCAGUAAGACUUGGUGUUCAUAGAAAACUGCUUAUCAACCAGGAUACAGGGUAAAACAGAAAUGGAGUAUGUAUAUAGCGUAUAAACUUCUUAUCUUGAUGUGAAAUGGAAAAAAA